Arachis stenosperma is the source of this 1182-nucleotide messenger RNA. RefSeq lists its product as uncharacterized. The transcript is spliced from 5 exons. NCBI's taxonomy places the organism in Eukaryota, Viridiplantae, Streptophyta, Magnoliopsida, Fabales, Fabaceae. Bases 324 to 830 code for a protein of 168 amino acids. Gene Ontology annotation, cellular component: mitochondrion. The record is from RefSeq and is a predicted model, not a curated record.
UUUUUCCUAACCCAUAACUUUUAUAUUAGCUGCAUAAAACCUCUAAUAGGUUUACAAUCACGAAUCCGUUUCCUUUUUUGGUUCUUUCUUCUUACCGAUUACUCCUUCCCUUUUCUGCAUUUUCUUAUAAUCAAAAUUAAAUCUUGGAAAAAUUCAUCUGCUUUCUUGGCCUCGUUCGUGUUUGAUUAAUUUUAUGUCCUUGGAUUCUGUUUCUUCUUUGUUUAAACAGUGGUUGAAAACAAGGUUGCUAUAUCCGAUUUGGGAUUAGGGCACACUCAGGGUUCGAAAAUUCUUCUUCGCUCCAAUUUCUUAUUUUUGAGGAAAUGGCUGCGGCUUGUAAGCGAUUGGCUCAAUUUUCGGGCUUUGGGUUCUCAAAAUCUUUCACUUUCAACUCAAGUCUCAGAUCAUUUUCCCGGAUGGCGAAAUCAAAUGUUCGGCGGUUCUGUGAUGCAUCCGCAGUUACUAGCGAACUUGAGGGGCAAGGAGUGCCCACAAAGCAGGCUCAGGCAAUAUCUGCCGUUAUAACUGAAGUUUUGGAAGAAGUACAAGAAUCAUUAAUGGAGAGGACUGAAAUGAUUCAAGAGUCCAGCGAGUCGAAAAUCAAAGCUGAAGUGCAGAGGUCACAGAUGCAGUUGCAACGUGAGAUUGAGAAACUAAGGAAUGAUAUGGAAAAGAAUAACAGGGAAUUGAGGUUGGCGAGGUUGGCUAUAGAUAGAGCUGAGAUUGCUUUCAGAGCUCAGGUAUUAACAACAGAACGUGUUAUUGGAUUUUAUUGCCUAGGAACUAUUUUUACGGUGUGUGCCGUUGCUUUUCUCGAAUUUCAGUCGUAGUCGUUGUAGUACAGUAGUUAGUUGAGGAGCAGGAGGUAGAAAGCUCUCAUUAUACAAAAAUGAUUUAGAUGAGAGGUUUUUUUUGCCCUGUUUUUGAAGGGCAUGGGGGAUUGAUUACCUUACUCGCAUGUGUUCAUUUGUGGUAGUUGAACGCCGUACAGUAUUCAAACUUCAAGAUACAAUGAAUGACACAACCCCAUGUCCCACUCCUAUGCACAACAAUGCCAUUACCUUCAAUUCCUAAUUUCAUUAUCUACUAGUCGAAUACCGUGCAUUUGCCCGGAAUCAUAUACUCUAUUUCAAUAAAUAAGUUAAAAAAAUCUUUAAUAUUCACAUCUAAUAAUGUCAAAUU